AUGGACAAACACAAUCUCACAGGACUGAAGGAAUUCAUCCUCCUCGGAAUCACAGACCGCCCGGAGCUGCAAGCUCCCCUGUUUGUGCUCUUCCUCAUCAUCUACAUGAUCUCACUGAUGGGCAACCUGGGCAUGGUCAUCCUCACCAAGGUGGACCCCAGGCUGCAAACACCCAUGUACUUCUUUCUCAGGCACCUGGCACUCACGGAUCUCGGCUAUUCCACCGCUGUGGGACCCAAAAUGUUGGUAAAUUUCCUUGUGGAACAAAAUACAAUCUCCUUUUACUUUUGUGCCACACAGCUGACUUUAUUUAUCAUGUUCAUGUGCAACGAACUUUUCAUUCUAGCAACAAUGUCCUAUGACCGCUAUGUGGCCAUCUGCAAUCCUCUGCUCUACACAGUCAUCAUGUCCCAAAGACUGUGUCUUGUGCUAAUAGUAAUCCCGUAUCUCUACAGCACCUGUGUUUCUCUUCUGAUCACCAUAAAACUUUUUAAUCUACCCUUCUGUAGUUAUAAUGUCAUUAAUCAUUUCUACUGUGACAAUUUCCCCUUGUUAACUUUGGUCUGCUCAAACACUCUCGAAGUUGAAUCCUUGAUAAUCAUUUUCUCAGCUGUUAAUUUGAUCUUCACCCUCCUCAUAGUUCUGGUGUCUUACCUGCUCAUCCUCAUUGCCGUGCUCAGAAUGAAGUCUGCUGAGGGGAGACGCAAGGCUUUUUCCACCUGUGGAUCGCACCUGACUGUGGUCAUACUGCUCUAUGGGACUUUGAUAUUUAUGUAUGUGAAACCCAAGUCCAGUCAUUCUUUUGACACUGAUAAAAUGUCAUCUAUAUUUUAUACCCUGAUUAUCCCCAUGUUGAAUCCCUUGAUCUAUAGUUUGAGGAAUAAGGAUGUAAAAUGUGCACUGCAGAGAAUUUCGGAAAGAGUUCGUAAUAUAUUUUCUUAA
This is a messenger RNA of Sorex fumeus (smoky shrew), 942 nucleotides long. RefSeq names its product olfactory receptor 8K3-like. Bases 1 to 942 code for a protein of 313 amino acids. Gene Ontology annotation, biological process: sensory perception of smell; G protein-coupled receptor signaling pathway. NCBI's taxonomy places the organism in Eukaryota, Metazoa, Chordata, Mammalia, Eulipotyphla, Soricidae. The transcript has a single exon. The record is from RefSeq and is a predicted model, not a curated record. Gene Ontology annotation, molecular function: olfactory receptor activity; odorant binding; G protein-coupled receptor activity. Gene Ontology annotation, cellular component: membrane.